AUGUCUAUUUUCACUCCACCGUCAGAGCUCCAGUCAGUCCUGAUCAACGAUUCAGGCCAGCCUCCAUCGCAGCUUGAAGGGCCGGCUCUAUCGACCACGGCCUUAUUCAACAAAGUUAGCAGUAGCCAUCUUGUUGAAUGGCUCCGCAAUGAAAAUAUUACCUCCUUCACGCUUCUCAAGGCUGCAUGGGCAAUUGUGCUUCGCAGUUACGGUGGUUCUGACACUGUCUCUUUUAGCUGCGAGGGAUUUGAAGUACUAUCCUAUGAUGUCCCGAGAACGAAGUCCGUACGUGGACUGCUGGAAAUGCUGUCCGUGGAAGCAAUUUCCGUGGAAUAUUAUUCUGGUUCAGCCUUUAUCAAAAGCAAGUGCACAAUAGACACAUUGAAAGAGUUUGCAGUUGCAGUCCAACUCUCUAGGGAAGUGGAGGGCCAUCGACCUUCAAUUGCAAUCUACUACAAAGAUGGAGCCAUGUCAAAGGAGAUGGCAGAAAUGGUAUCAAAGACUACGAUACAGGCUAUGGAGCAGAUCAUAGUCCAUACAGAAUCUCUUGUUGAGGAUCUCACUGUGUGUAGCAACGCAGAAAUCAAUUGCGUCUUUUCCUGGAACAGAAAAUCAGACGAAGAGCCAUUUCCCAAAAGAUCUGUUCAUGAAGCUGUCUCCAGAAUAUGCAUGGAGGUACCAGACAGUAUUGCAGUGUCGGCCUGGGACGGCGAAUUCAGCUACGCGGAAUUAGAUCGCCUCUCAUCAGGUCUUGCGAUUCGACUUAAAGACUGGGGAAUCCGCAACGAAGACUUCGUCGCAUUGUGCUUCAACAAAUCUAAGUGGGUAGUUGUUGCUAUCUUAGGAGUUUUAAAAGCAGGCGGGGCUUAUGUCUUCCUUGACUGCUCCCUCCCGAUGCGACGAAUACGCAGUAUUUGCUCGUCCGUGCUUCCUACUGCUGUGCUCUGUUCACCGCAACUUGAAGCGCUCGCCAAUGAUCUGACUAACCGAGUGCAACCCCUAAGUAAUCGAUCCCGGGCAUAUCUUGAGUCUGCCUUGGCAGCCAAUUCAAAUUACACUUCGCAAAUCUCUCAAACCAGUCCGUCCGAUGCUAUGUAUGCGAUAUUCACCUCCGGCAGCACAGGUCAGCCUAAAGGCAUUGUCACUGAGCAUGGUGCAUUCCACUCGGUGGCUGUUGCGAAUGGAAAGGCAUUGGGGGUGGGACCCCAUACCAGAAUGCUGCAAUUUGCAGCAUACUCAUUUGAUGUUAGCAACCGUGAGAUCUUCAUCACUCUGAUGUGCGGAGGAUGCAUAUGUAUUCCUUCAGAGGAUGACAGAGUCAAUAACCUCGCCCAAUUCAUCAACAAAUACUACGUCACUUCAGCAAGUCUCACCCCAUCUCUAGCCAAUCUACUUUCUCCAGAGUCUGUACCGACUCUUAAAAUGUUGGUCCUCGGUGGAGAGCCAAUGACCGAGGCCCAUAUCUUGACAUGGGCCAGGAGUGUGCAGCUCUUCAAUGCUUAUGGAGUUAGCGAAAGCCCUGGAAUUGCAUGUCUACUGCGAAAUGUUCAACCUGGCUCCUCGCCGAGAAAUAUUGGUUUUGGAUGUGGCUCAAGGUUAUGGAUCGUGGAUGCUGACAACGCCAAUCAACUGAUCCCUAUUGGUGCAGUUGGCGAACUUGUUAUCGAGGGACGCUCUCUCGCGCGGCAUUAUAUUGGAGAAAAAGAGAAAACAAAGAGCAGUUUCUUGAAGAGUACAGAAUGGCAGACCAGGUUUCACGAUCACAGCGAAAAGUCCUAUGCAUUGCCACGUCUUUAUUGUACAGGUGACCUAGUGCGGUACAACUUGGAUGGAUCUAUUCACUAUGUGGGGAGAAAAGACAGUCAAGUCAAGAUCAAUGGGCAACGGGUUGAACUGACAGAAAUUGAGCACCACGUAAGACUAUGUGCAGAUACCCUGAUCCCAGAAACACGCCACGUUACCAUAGUUGCCUCCGCCGACGCAGUGAAUGGGUCUACGCGUCUUUUCGGAUUUAUUGAUAUUGGAUGCUCCAAAGGCCAAGAAGCGUCGAGAAAAAUGACGAUAGCCGAAUGGGAAGGCUCGAGAUCCAUGGAAGGAGAACUCAAAAGGACCCUUCGAUAUGUACUGCCAGCCCAUAUGAUUCCGCGGGAGUUCUUCUUCGUACACAACAUUGCGAUGACCCAAUCUGGAAAAAUCGAUCGUGUGAGCCUGCGCAAGAAAGCGACUGAACUGUUUCUAGUCAGCAAACAUGGAAAGUCUAGGAUGGAAGGGGUCAAGCUAGGCAGUGUUUCUUUCACCCCUGAUGAAGCUUUUCUCAGGGAGCUUUGGGCGGAUGUUUUGGGGAUUGAAGGAGCGAGUCUCCGACAGAAUGAUUGCUUUUUCCAAAGAGGUGGAGAUUCUAUCGAUAUGAUGAACCUUGUUGCCAAAUUGCGUGAAACAGGGCACAUUAUGAAGAUAGCAGAUGCUUUCAAGUCCUCGACAUUGGCGGCAAUGUCGUUGAUCUUGGUCAAGGAAACAAACCCCUGCCGGCCAGUUAAACUGGCUCCAUUUUCACUGCUCCGCGACUGCGAGGCAGUGCUAGGCCUAGUGAGGGAAAAUUUGAAGCCAGACUGUCCUCCGAUACAAGAUGUCUAUCCUUGCACACCUUUACAGGCAGGGCUGAUUGCCCUAACCGCUCAAGAUCCAAAUGCGUACAUUGCCCAAUACGCCUGGAAACUCCCCAAGUCAAUUGACUUAUGCCAAUUCAAACGGGCAUGCGAGCUGGCUUGGGAGCAAAACCCAAUCCUUCGUACUCGAUUUAUACAAGUCCCAUCAGGAAUUUUUCAAGUUGUCUUGGCCGAUGAGAUUCCUUGGUAUGCCAAUGAGUGCGAUGGAACACCUUCCAAAAUCAAUAUUGAAGAUGGCCCACUUGUCCGGUUCCAUGUGAGAAAUGGAAUCCUCCACUUGGAAAUUCACCAUUCCAUAUUCGAUGAGUGGUCCCUCGACCUUUUACUACGACAAAUUGAGAGCGCCUAUGCGGGGAAGGAUCUCCACCCCAGGCCUUUCAAUCCAUUUGUCCAGCUUCUUCUCAACCUACCAGUGGACGAUUCGAGAGAAUUCUGGGCUAAAGAGUUCGCUGGGCUGAAGACAGCACAUUUCCUUGCCCUUCCAUCUCACCCGGUGAUCACAAAUCGCGUCACAGAGAAAGCCGUACUUGAAGAAGUCCUAGAGCUCGAUAGAAGUUUUUCGACUAGAUUCACUCUUUCAUCUGUUCUGCGCCUAGCGUGGGCUAUUGUCCUUUGGCAUCGGACAGGUUGUGAAGAUGUUCUUUUUGGAGCUACUGUCACUGGACGUAGCGCAGGACUUCAUGGAAUUGAUCAACUCAGCGGUCCCACAUUGUCGACUGUCCCUUUACGCAUAAUGCUAUCGCCACACUGCAAAGUCAAUGAAAUGCUUCUGCAAGUCCAAAACCAGUUUGCGGAGAUGAUGCCCUACGAGCAGACUGGCCUGAUAGAUAUCCGAAAGAUCGGACCGGAGGCGGCUGAAGCAUGCAACUUUCAAACCGUUCUUGUGGUGCAGUCACGACGACAACAAGCAGAAUCAUCGAUGCUGGAUUCUUCAGCCUCAGUGACGGCGGCUUCACAUAACAUCAAUACAUUCGCUGGGUAUCCUCUAAUGCUCACAUGUCGGCCGGGAGACAAGUCAAUCACCUUCACAUCAUCAUAUCAUCCCUCAAAUCUACCUCGAGCCGAUAUGGAUAGUAUUCUCAGACAAAUGAUUCAUGUUACCAGACAACUCAUCAGAUCUGACUCAACCCCGCUCGCCGAUAUUGGAGUUAUUCCCCAGCAAGAUAUUAAAAUGCUAAUGCACUGGAACAGCCAUGACCCUGUUCCUGUAAAUGCUUGUGUUCACGACCUAUUUCAGUUGAUGUCUGUUUCUCAGCCUCACAGACCUGCCGUGUGCUCUAAGCAAGCUGAGCUUACGUAUGGUCAACUGGACAGACUUUCCAGUCAGCUUGCGUCUCUCCUCAUCAGCCAGGGUAUCCGUCGGGGACAUUUUGUGCCCAUUGUUUCCGAGAAGUCGCCCUGGAUACCAGUUGCCGUAAUGGGAGUUCUCAAAGCUGGUGCUGCCUUUGCUUUGCUCGAUCCGUCUUUCCCUGUUCAUCGUUUGAAGUCUUCAUGUGCUGCUAUGGAGGCCCAUACUGUGAUCUCAUCCGUGAAAUCCGCACAAAUCAGUAAAAGUCUUGAGCUCCAGGCCCACGUCCUAGAACUAGAAGGCUUACUUCACGACUUGAACCAUGCAAAUGUCGAAUCUGUCUCGUUGCCAGCCUUGGUUACACCUGAUGACCCGGCAUAUGUUGUUUUCACCUCCGGCUCCACUGGAAAUCCCAAAGGCGUGGUAAUUUCCCACAGUGCCAUCUGUACAAGUGCGAAGGUUAUGCAUGAGCAUGGCAAAGUCGGACCGGAAAGCCGGGUUUUCCAGUUUGCCGGGCAUGCGUUCGAUAUCAGCGUUGGCGACCAUUUAUUCACAUUGGCCGCAGGGGGCUGUAUCUGUAUGCCAAGCGAUGAGGAUCGAAUGGAUAAUCCAGCCAAAGCAGCAGCCGCCCUUGGUGUCAAUUGGUUAUUUACUACACCAUCCGUCAUUACACUAAUGAAGCCAUCAGACAUACCAACACUGAAGGUCUUAUGCUCUGCUGGGGAGCCUCUUACUCCGAUAGUUAUCGAGAAGUGGGCAAAGACGGCCAAUAUCGUUGCCUUCUAUGGCAUUGCUGAGUGUGCGGUCAUUUCCCAUGUUGCUGCAAUUUCUUUGACCUCUGAUUGCAGUAAUAUUGGCCAAAGCCCUGCAGCAAUCUCUUGGAUCGCAGAUCCUGAGAACCAUAACAAACUGGCCCCUAUCGGCACAGUGGGAGAGUUGCUUAUCGAAGGACCAGUUGUCGGAUCUGGCUAUCUUCAGGAGCCCGAGAAGACCAUCGCGGCCUUUAUUAGGAGUCCAUCAUGGCGAGCUGAUUUCCCAACUCACCCAGGAAGGAUGUACAAGACCGGGGAUCUCGUUCGAUAUGCACCUGACGGCACACUUCAGUUUAUCGGUAGAAAGGACCUGCAGGUGAAGUUAAAUGGCCAGCGACUAGAGAUCGGGGAUAUUGAACAAUGUGUUACUUCCUCUUCGCCAAACAUUGAGAGCACAGUUGUUGAAUUGAUCAAGAAACAUGAGAAACACGAGCGCCCGUUCUUGGUUGCGUUCAUUCGUCCUACCAUAUAUAAGAGGUGGAGCGAUGCUGCAUUGAACGGAACUGAUAUGAGUUCCAAUGGAGUGAAGACUAUCGCCUGCCUGACGAACCAGUAUUACGAUGACUUGAAAUCUAUGACACUUAACCUAGGCGAGCGUCUUCCGGCAUACAUGAUUCCGACUUAUUUCAUCCCAAUCACCGAGGUACCCCUCAACAUGUCCGGGAAAACCAAUCGACGUCAGCUCCAAGAAACUGUUUCAACCUGGUCUCCGCUUCAAAUCUCCAGCUAUCAGUGGAGGUCGAAUUCUCAUUCUUCGGAGCCUGAGCGGCCUACCACGGAAGAGGACCUGAAAAUUCAACGUAUCAUCGGCCAGGCUCUAAACAGAGAACCAAAGGAAAUAUCAUUGAAUGAAAAUUUCUUUGCUCUUGGUGGAGAUUCAAUUACCGCCAUGCAGGUUUCCAUGUUGGCAAGGCAAGAGGGUCUUCCUUUAACUGUUGUAGAUAUUUUCAGACACGAGACUCUGUCAGAACUGACGUCAAGCUUGACCAGAAAAUUGAAUGGCCAUACUGAAGUUGGUCACAGCAUGAAUGGUCAGACUUUCUGCCGAGAAGGAUCAUCCUUGAUACCUAAAUUACUUUGCCGUGAAGGGAACUAUCAAAAGCUCAGCAGCGAAUUGCCAAGGGAUAUCACAGAGAAUGCGGUUAAGUUUCUUCCUACCACGGAGUUUCAGGCCAUGACGCUUUCGAAAUUCUAUAACCGGUAUCUCAUAAUCUCUCUUCCAAAUGAAUGCGACUUAUCUCGUAUGUCGGGAGCAUGCGAGCAGCUUGUUCGGAGGCAUUCCUCACUACGGACGGUCUUUGGAAUCUGCGAUGACCACUCAAUCGUUCAGGGGGUCCUGAGGGAAUUGAAAAUCAAUCCAAUACAUCUUUCAGGAGUUGACGACAUAGAGAGGUCUUGUGCCGAUGAUUCCCUUGCUAUGGGAAGUCCUGCAAACUGGAAGCCCGCAUUCCAGGCUUGGCUGGUGACUUCGACGAGUUCGAGAAGCUCUCUGGUAUUGCGAAUGGCUCAUGCUCAAUUUGAUGGAAUCUCCAUUGGUAUCAUAUGUGAGGAUCUUAUGACCGCUUACAAUGGCAAUGUACUGCCACCUGCUGCCCAAUUCUCUGACCACGUCAAAGAAAUCAUGGCAAUCCGGAGUCCCAAGUCUUACGACACGUGGAGAAGGAUAUUACAGAACUCUCAAAUGACAAGCUUUACAAAGAGGACUUGGGCUCCUGCAAAUGGAUCUAUCGAAGAAAAGAAGAAAAGAGACAUCGUGUCUCGGGAUCCAUGGAUAGUGACCGCCUCGACAAAAAUUCCAGUCCCUUCGCCUCCUUCCAGCAUUACGAUUGCGACUUUGAUUAAAUCAGCGUGGGCAAUGACUUUAAUGCGCCUCUCAUCAGAAACAAGCUACGAUUCCGUGAAGCAUGUCGUUUUUGGUCAAUACACUCUCGAGAGAGGACUCGGGAUUCCUCACGAAGGCCGUUUGGUUGGACCAUCAGGGAGCAUCAUUCCAGUUCGAGUUGACUUUCCACCAGCGCUGAAGUGUAUUGACUUGAUGCGCCAAGUUCAACAGCAACAUAUUGAAACCAUGCCUGUACAGAGUCUUGCAUUUAAAGACAUCGUCCAGAACUGCACGACAUGGGAGCCAGAAACAAAGUUCGGCAGCUUUUUACGAAUUCAGAACUAUAGCAAGAGCGAGGCUGGGAACUUUGAAUUGCAUGGGGUUCCUUGCGAAACAAGCCUGUAUAGCCUACCAAACAAACCCUCGGAGACUGCUAACGUCUUUGUUAUACCUGACGAAUCUGAACUCCGUAUUAAUAUGACAAUGUCAAGCGAAUUCAUAGAUCAGGAAACCGCGGAUUAUGUGGUUAGCUACUUUGAAGAUAUGAUCAGAUGCCUGUCAAGUGAACCAUCAUCCAAUGUACUUAUAGACAGACAUGUCUGA
This is a messenger RNA of Penicillium pulvis, 7191 nucleotides long. RefSeq lists its product as uncharacterized. Lineage: Eukaryota; Fungi; Ascomycota; Eurotiomycetes; Eurotiales; Aspergillaceae. The record is from RefSeq and is a predicted model, not a curated record. Gene Ontology annotation, cellular component: cytoplasm. The transcript is spliced from 3 exons. Gene Ontology annotation, biological process: amino acid activation for nonribosomal peptide biosynthetic process; secondary metabolite biosynthetic process. Gene Ontology annotation, molecular function: catalytic activity; phosphopantetheine binding. The coding region runs from base 1 to 7191 and encodes 2396 amino acids.